UUAGGUCUAAGACAAUCAAUCGUUAGCUCAAUGGCCCUGUGAAUGAUUUUUCUUCCUAUUUUGUACUCUAAUAGCAAAAAUAAACCUGCUUUCGUAGACAUCAAUUUGUUAUAAAAAUAUUCGCGGCAAAUUGACUAUUGUUCAAUAUAUCUAAUGAUUUUUUAAUUCAGAUAUAUAUUAUACGAUGAUUUAUUGUACAUUAUAGUAUAUUAGCUACUUAUCUAUUACCAGCGUACCUACCUACCAAUCUUGGUGUAUUGUAAAUGUUUACUUGUUGUAAGAUGAAUGUAUGUUGUAAGAUCAGAAUAUAUUUGUAAUAUACUCAGAUCUUACAACAUAAAUAACAUUGCUUAUUUCCAGAGGUGCUUAUAACUUUACCCUUUAUUAGUGACCUUGGCUUUAUUAAGGUUGCUGGUUCCUAUCACAAUGAUUGUUACCUUAAUAUAGAUAUGUUUAUAUUGUUUCUACCUUACUAAAUUUGUUUAUAUUUUACGGGAUAUUAAUGUUCUUAAGACAUUGUAUGUUAGGAAGAAGAGAGAGCGCCAUAUUUUUGCUUUACUUGAGCCUUUAUCACCGAUCUCUUUUUAGGUCAGACGAUUAUUAUCUUUUUACGUUAUUGGCUUGACGUAACCAAGAAUAUAGGUCGAAUACUCAUUCAUAAUCAAAAUUCAAGGUAUGUUUACAUAAAAAAUAGUGCAGUGAAACACUUUCUGCUAACUCGGCUCGCAUGUUAAAUGGUUUAGCUCUAUAGCGUGAGUGUAUGUCGUGAAACGGUUUCAACCUUGUCUCGUAUUAAUUUAUAUGCUUAAAUCCAUUGUUAGUGUUCGCAUAAUCACCUUGAUUUAGUGUAUUUUCGUGUUUUAAAUCUAGAGCUGCAUGUGAUUUAACCUCGAUUCCAUGGAACGUUUUUGCUUUCGACAUUUCAUACUUUAUAUCUUGACAGUAGUGUUUAUUUGUUUGAUAAUUUACGAAGGUAAAGUUUGUGGUAUUGUAGGGGGUAUCUCUGGAUCUAGUGAACCGAUUUUGAAAAUUCUUUUAACACUAGAAAGCCAUGGUAUUUGUGUGUAUCAUAGGCCAUAUUUCAUAUCUCAGUAUUCUCACGAGAACGGUAACUACGCAGGAAACCGUGGGGUGUCAGCUACAAUACACUCUGUCAGACACAAUACUUACAAUAUUUUUUAGACAAAAUUGUUGUUGUAAAAACAAUGCAAUAAAUGGACAAUUAUUACUUAUUUAUACUAAUAUUGCGAUAAGUAUUUUAUAUAUUUCUUUCAAUAAUAACCAGAAAUAACCUGCAGGCUUAUUCACUAUCUAUGACGUAUGCUAGUUGAUAUACGAAAUUGAGAUUCUAUGUAACAAAUAACACCCGGUGCCUACUGGUGGAUACCAUACAGUAGGUAGUUAUGUCUGGACAACAGGCAGGUCUGGCGCCUGCCCAUGCAGUAGGUCUGGCACCCGUGAGCUUCACUCACGGAUGCAGAAUCGCUGAGUCUGCGUAGAGUUCCCAGAACAGGCCACCUGCACAUACCGUGCGUGGGAACGCAAGCCGAGCGGCCAGUCCACACAUCGACUCGCUAGUAAUAAGUCUAGUACUAAGUUAAUAUUAAGCUUCAAUUGUGGAAGCACUAUUUUUUUAUUAAAGCCUCUAUAGAAGAAAGCUCUUUAAUUAACAUCACGCUCCUCCAAAUUUGACUGGCGCAGCCGGUGCCGAUUUUCGUAAACGCCGUGCAGUGUCCCAAAAUCGACGCUUGCGCGAGGCCGGCGAAAGUCUGACGAACCAAAAAAAUACGUCAAAGAAGAGAGAAGACUAGAAACCUGCUUAACGGGGAGGAUGACGGCGUAUAAGGGGUUCGCCCUUCUGCUCAUUCAAGCCAUCACGAUCCAGGGCCUAAUCCAGAGGAUCGAGCAUAACCCCGGUAUUUUACCUGUAAAAGAAGGUCAAGCGUAUAUUACAUAUGACAAUUGGUCAUAUAUUAAGAUUUUAGAUUUAGGUUUACUGAAGGAAGAUUUAGAUUAUAAUGUUAGGAUGUAUGAGCACUUGAAUAUAAAUUUAUUAAAAUACUUUGGUAAUGAAACACACUUUAGUGAUAUAAGUAAUGUUAAAACGCAAACUGAUCAUUUUUUGAAUAUUACUGUAGAAAAAUGUAGACAGCUAAUUCCAAUAAGUAGAACUAAACGCGGCAUUCUAAAUCCAUUAGGUUCACUAAUCAAAAUUAUUACUGGGAAUUUAGAUAAUAGCGAUGCUAUGAGGUAUGAUGAGUUAAUAACUACUUUUAAAACGCGACAGGAAAGGUUAUCAAGAAAAAUGACUAUAGUUUCUGAGAUGGUAGAGUCCUUCGUAAAUAUGACGGGAAUUUCAAAGAAUAAUUUAAUUCAGCUAGAUAAAGAAAUUUCUGACAUUAAACUAUGGAUUGAUAAUACAAAACGAGUUUUAAGCAGUACUAGAUUAAUUCAUACUUUUCACUUAUUCUUGCAUAACUUUCAAACGAUCUAUAUUAAAAUAGACGAAAUUGAAACGGCUAUAGCAUUUAGUAAGUUGAAAACCUUACACCAGUCAGUAAUCAAUACAGACGAAUUAUAUAAUUUGUUAUCUGAUAUUGCAAAAACUGACCAGCUUGUAUAUCCUGUAAAUUUAGAGAACCUCUUAAAAAUUGAGCAAUCUAUUGAACUAAAAGCAUAUUCAAAGAACAAUCAGGUAACGUUUAUUUUAGAUAUUCCUCUUGUAAAAAAAUACUUAUUUAACUAUUUUCGAAUGAUACCUCUACCUGUCACCAAUCCAUUUAACCAAACCUCUCUUAUAAUACCCAAAGCUCCUUACCUAUUAGUGAAAGGUUCGAAAACCGUACCGCUCAGCAAACCCUGCAAAGAAAUUGAGAAAUUCGCAUUCUUAUGCCACGAUAUAGACACGGAAUCUGUAAUAAAAGAUACCUGCCUAGAAGAGCUAAUGUUACUUUCACAAAAUACCAGCUCGUGUGAUCCAGUCCUGGUGGAGACAUCUGGAGUAAAAGUAGAAUCAAUUCAAUAUAACCAAUGGAUUAUAUAUAGCAAAUUCGAAAAACUUCUCCUGAAAAUCUGUAGUACGGAAGAAACCCGUGAACGCAUAAAAGGGACCUACAUACUUACCAUAGAUGAAAACUGCAGUUUUAAAAUAAAUGGAUUAACACUGAAAAGACAUGAAACAGUAGGCAGACCGGUGAACUAUUCAAGAAUCCCAACUAUGCACUUUCCUACAAUACUUAAAGCAGAUGAACUACCCAAAAGGAAACUUAUGAAUCUGGAUGGCGUUAAUCUUCAACAUCUCCAGCAAUUAGCUUACCGUCUAGAGCAAAGUGACAGUGAAGUGUUUGCCCAAAGUGAAACGUCAUAUAGCGGUAUAAACGUAAAAAGUAUUAGUGUCGGAACACUCCUUUUGUAUGUUAUUUUAGCAAUAUGCUUAUGUAUCAUGUUACUUUAUAAGUUCCCCCCUUUACGUCUUUUUCGUCAAAUUCCGCACUCCGCUGAAUUUGAACUAAAGGAGGGAGGAGUUAUGUCUGGACAACAGGCAGGUCUGGCGCCUGCCCAUGCAGUAGGUCUGGCACCCGUGAGCUUCACUCACGGAUGCAGAAUCGCUGAGUCUGCGUAGAGUUCCCAGAACAGGCCACCUGCACAUACCGUGCGUGGGAACGCAAGCCGAGCGGCCAGUCCACACAUCGACUCGCUAGUAAUAAGUCUAGUACUAAGUUAAUAUUAAGCUUCAAUUGUGGAAGCACUAUUUUUUUAUUAAAGCCUCUAUAGAAGAAAGCUCUUUAAUUAACAUCACGCUCCUCCAAAUU
This is a messenger RNA of Bicyclus anynana (squinting bush brown), 3812 nucleotides long. RefSeq lists its product as uncharacterized. The transcript is spliced from 2 exons. The record is from RefSeq and is a predicted model, not a curated record. Bases 1832 to 3622 code for a protein of 596 amino acids. NCBI's taxonomy places the organism in Eukaryota, Metazoa, Arthropoda, Insecta, Lepidoptera, Nymphalidae.